Messenger RNA from Staurois parvus, 720 nucleotides. The record is from the annotation of a GenBank genome assembly. NCBI's taxonomy places the organism in Eukaryota, Metazoa, Chordata, Amphibia, Anura, Ranidae.
AUGGCGUACCAGACUUUCCGGCAGGAGUAUAUGCAGAUACCUCCGGUGACCCGAGCCUACACCACCGCCUGUGUGCUCACCACCGCUGUAGUGCAAUUGGAACUCAUUACACCAUUUCAGCUCUAUUUUAACCCAGAACUGAUAUUCCGACAUUAUCAGGUAUGGCGAUUGGUGACAAACUUCCUGUUUUUUGGACCAGUUGGAUUCAAUUUUUUAUUUAAUAUGAUAUUUUUAUACAGAUAUUGCCGGAUGCUUGAAGAAGGCUCUUUCCGAGGUCGCACAGCAGAUUUUGUAUUUAUGUUUCUUUUUGGUGGUCUUUUAAUGGCUAUCUUUGGCUUGUUUGUUAAUUUAGUAUUUCUAGGACAAGCUUUUACGAUAAUGCUUGUGUAUGUCUGGAGUAGGAGGAAUCCCUAUGUUCGAAUGAACUUUUUUGGGCUUUUGAAUUUCCAAGCGCCAUUCCUGCCCUGGGUUCUUAUGGGCUUUUCACUACUACUGGGAAAUUCAAUAAUUGUGGAUCUCCUGGGUAUAGCAGUUGGACACAUCUACUUCUUUUUGGAAGAUGUGUUCCCCAAUCAGCCUGGAGGAGGACGAAUUCUGAAGACCCCAUAUAUUUUGAAAGCAAUAUUCGAUACACAAGAAGACGAUCCAAAUUACAACCCGCUGCCUGAAGAUCGUCCUGGAGGUUUUGCAUGGGGUGAAGGACAACGACUUGGAGGUUAA